AUGGACGACAAGAAGAUGUUCGAGGAGCUAGCUUCCAAGUUUUUGAGCCUUUACAGGCGAAAUGUUAUCCAUAAGUUCAAGCAAGCAUCCAAUUCUGGAAGAUUUCAGGCAUUACUACAGAAAAAUGAAUUUGCUCGAACUCUCAGCAGUCUUAGCCAAAGUUUGUGUAGAAGGUACGAUGUUGAUCAAUGGCAAGCUCAAGUUUUGGAUACCGUGGAUUUAGAGACGAUUUACAAGAAUGUUGAUUCAAUGGAGGGCUCAGAAGACGAUUAUGUGGAUAGAUUGGUCAAGGAACUUCUACGAUAUUUCAAAAACGAUUUCUUCAAAUGGUGCAAUAGGCCUGAUUGUGAUCAUUGUGGGUGUCCAGGGGACCAAAUGAACCCGGUUGGCAACGAAUCACCCAAUUUUCAAGAACGUCAGUUUGACUGCGGCGGAGUGGAAAUUUAUGGAUGUCCCCAAUGCGGCCAAAGAACCAGAUUCCCACGUUAUAAUGACCCGAUGAAGCUCUUGCAAACACGCACCGGACGUUGCGGUGAAUGGUGCAAUCUUUUCAUGCUCUUUCUGAAAUCCUUCGGCAUUGAGUCCAGGUAUAUUUGGAAUCGUGAAGACCAUGUCUGGUGCGAGUUUUAUUCUGAAAACUUGAAAAAAUGGGUACACGUUGACUCCUGUGAACAGAGCUUUGACGAACCUCAUAUUUACUCAGUCAACUGGAACAAAAAAAUGAGUUAUGUCAUUGCAUUCGGUAGCACAACUGCCAUCGACGUCAGCAACAAAUACAUUGUUCAAAAUCAACUUCCCCGAGACUUGAUUGCAGAAGACGAUCUAUCGUUCUUGCUGAACACCAUUACUAAACGCCUGCGCUCUACAUUGAGUGAUGAUGAAAUCUAUAGACUUGCAUGUCGCGAUGAGCAAGAAGCUUGCGGCACCACAUCCGAUAAUUGCAAAGCUACGAGAACCAUUUCUACGCCUGAAGGUCGGCAAAGUGGUUCAACAGCUUGGAAAAAGUCUCGAGGCGAAGAUGGAUAA
Molecule: messenger RNA, 1026 nt
Organism: Lachancea sp. 'fantastica'
Lineage: Eukaryota; Fungi; Ascomycota; Saccharomycetes; Saccharomycetales; Saccharomycetaceae
Source: the annotation of a GenBank genome assembly